AGCAUUUUUACAGCAGUCAGUGUCAGUGCAGUGUGUGGAGAUCGUUGUGAAAGAAAAUGGCGCAAAAUGCACGUUAGCGAAAUUUAGUGUGGAAGAUCAAUCCCAUCUAUACCAAAAUAUCUUAGUCGCGCGAUAGGCUCAAUGUUUGCCUUAUUAGAAACCACAAUAUUAUCUAAUAAUCUAAUGCAUAAAUGGAAUUAACGAAAAGUAGCAAUAAUAAAAAAGGAAAAUUCUUCCUUUUGUGGCAAGCCACAAUACCUACGGUCAAUGGCCCAAUUAACUUAUCAAAUCUUAAUAAUAUCAAUCGACCCAUUAGUUAAAUUCUAAUAUUUAAGCCGUUUAAAAUAUUCCCAACCUCAUUAUACCUGUAAAAUUUACUAUUCACCAUAGGAAAAAUACCAAUCCCAAAUUAUUAUCUUAGAAGCGAUCUUAUCAGAUGAUAGUCAAUCCAAAUUAGACGUUGCUUUUUGUCGAUAUGAGUGCUUAUCCAACACCUCCCUCGAGCAGUGGAGAUUCACCACAGCCAGUAUAUUUUGUAGCAUCUCCUGGAUCAAAUAACUUUUCAGGUCCUGAUCUUUUUCCACUUAAAGCAGAAAUAGUGUUAGAUAACAUGCAUCUAUAUGGAUCAAGUCAUGACAAAAAGCCAUUUUUAAAAUUUAUAGAGCAGCCCACAAACAAAUUUCGGUUUAGAUAUCGGUCCGAGAUGGCUGGUACACAUGGUAGUUUAUGUGGUAUGAAUUCAGACAAAUCCAGAAAGCAAACAUACCCGACAGUGGAAUUAGUAAAUUGUACAGAAAAAGCAGUCAUUCGUUGCUCAAUCUAUCAACAUAAUAUACAUGAAGAUUUUAAACCACAUCCGCACAGGCUUAUAAUGAAAAGAGGACGGGAAGAAUAUGAUGAUCCGCAUAAUUUAACAGUAGGCCCUGAGGAAGGUUAUGUGGCUACGUUCCAUAGCAUGGGUAUUAUCCAUACAGCACGGAAAAAUAUAAUUUCAGAAUUAUUUCGAAAGAAUUCUUUAUUGAAAAGGGAAUUAAUUGCCCGAAUGGAAGGUAAAUGCAGGGAAUUAACUAACAAGGAAAUAUUAGAGAUUAAAACUCUCGCAGAAACAGAAAGUAAAGCUAUUAACUUGAAUAGGGCUACAUUAAGGUUUGAUGCUUUUAUCGUUAAAAAUGAUAUUUGGAGUCCGAUUUGCGAACCUCUCUAUAGUCACGGGAUAAAUAAUCUGAAAUGUGCGUUGACGGGAGAUUUAAAAAUCGUGCGUAUGGACCAUUGCACAAGUCCCGCCAAGGGAGGAAAGGAGAUUUUCGUUCUCGUGGAACGUGUCACUAAAAAAAACAUAAAGAUUCGUUUCUUCGAGUUGGAUGAUGAGGAAAAUGAGGUGUGGGAAGCAUGGGGAAGAUUUACAGAACUAGACGUACACCAUCAGUAUGCCAUAGUGUUUAAAACUCCAGAAUAUGACAGAAACCGUAACAUAAAGAGUCCCGUGCGAGUUUACAUGGAGUUGGUUAGGCCUUCGGAUAAUGCGAAAAGCGAAUGGAAAGAGUUUACAUAUGUGCCCAAUUAUGAGUUUAAACCAGGCGCCAAAAGGCCACGAUCAAGCCUGUAUAGCUCCAGCAGCUAUAAUAGUUCAAGUCUAAGUAGUGGUGAAUUACCGGCCACCAUCCAAAACCUGGGCAACAUUGGAUCGGGCAAUACCUUUCAGGAAGUCAAUAGCUGGGGUAACUGCCCAGCGGGGGGGAUAUUGAAUGAGGAGCAGAUGAAUAUGGCAAUGAAGGACAUCGAUUCCGACGAGUUUAAUACCCUUUUUUCAAUGUUUGGUGGGGUUUAUGGAGAAGAGUUAAUUAGUAACGUCCGGGACAGCCCGUUGGAGAUAUCGGGGCGCCUAAACGAUUGUCACUUGGACAACAAAGGUUUGGAUUUAUCUUCCAGAGGCGCCAAAACCGUCUCCAAAAUGAGGACAUAUUCGCGGAAAAUUCACAAAGAGCCAACGGUAAUCAAAGCAGAAGUUAGUGCUGAAGAAGUGGCUCAGGCAACCAGGACCUACAAUGAACUGAGAAGCUUCAUUAAAACCAAAGAUGCUCAAGUCAGAGGCGGGGAUAUGCUUCAGCAUUAUUUGAGCGAAGCCGGAAAAACCAAUGCUCUUCACAUAUUCAUCGGACUAAAUAAAAAAGAGGAAGUGAAAUUCUUCAUCGGUUUAAUUUAUUACUUUAAAAAGUUCGAGCUUGUAAAUGUAUCCAACUCGGAAUCUUUGACGCCGCUCCAUAUAGCCGUGGGUUGCUGCAACGAUGAAUUGGUCACGUACCUGAUGCGUUGCGAAGCUGACCCAUGUCGAACGGACCGGUCGGGCAGGACAGCUCUUCAUUUAGCGAUCGAAUCGAUGUCCUCCCCGAAAACGCUGGAAACUUUGUUGUCUACAAAACAUUGUAGCAAACUGCUCGAAGAACCCAACUACGACGGUGACGCACCGAUAUUUACCGCCAUUGAGAAAAAAAAUUUGGUAGCACUGAAGGUGCUUUGCGUAAAAGGCGCGAACGUUAAUAGGAAACACGGCAAGAACGGUUUCACUCCUUUGAGAGUGGCGGUCGAAAACCAAUACAUAAGCGCAUUAGCGUAUCUCUUGGGGCUUCCACAAUUGAACAUUCACGAGCAGGAUGACUUCCAAAACGUUUCCCCGUUAAUGGCCGCCAAUGCCAAAGACUCAAAGGACAUCGUUGAGCUCUUUUCCAAGGUUAUGAUGGAGAAGGGACUUAUUAUCGACAUGAAACAGGAAGUGGAAGAGGAUUCUGAGGAAGAUAUGGACGAGGACGAAGUUGAGAUUAAGGUAGAACCGGAUAUUGUGUGUCCCGACGAUCUCGCAGAUUUAUACAAAAAUGUAACUAAUUUGACGCCGCAAUGUUUGGAUGCGGUCGCAUUAUUACUGGACCAGAGUCGGAAAUACGAACAUUUAGCAGAUCUCUUGGACCUCGCCCAUCUGAUACAGAGCGGAGUGACGCCCGCCGACCAAAGCAAAAGCAAAAACCUUUUGGUCUACGCCAUAGAAUGUGAUAACGCGAACAUUUUGGAUAUAAGGAACUUUUUGGAAAAUUUGGAUGAACACACAGCAGUACAGAUCAUGGACCAAAUGGCCCUUGAUCAGAAAAAAUAAGAUAUUUUUAUAAUAAAAAUUAAUGAUAAGUUGAGUAGGUUGAUAGUUUUUACUUUGUAUAUGUACAAACUGAGGUGUAUUGAGUGAAUAGAACGAGUAAUUUACAAUUAUUAAUUACCUUUUUAUUUUGUUAAUUAUUAUAUAGUGUGUCUCAGAGCUUACGCAAUUCUAGAUGUUGGAAUAUUCCGUUGCGUUUUACAACUUUUACAAAAUAAGACAUUUUUAGUUGUAACCAUUUUGUAGUUCCCUACCUGUGAUGUAAAAAUUCAUUUGAAUAAUUUUUGUUGUAUUUGUAUGUUUAAUUUUAGCAUUAUAUUAUAUAUUUUGGC
Molecule: messenger RNA, 3474 nt
Organism: Cylas formicarius (sweet potato weevil)
Lineage: Eukaryota; Metazoa; Arthropoda; Insecta; Coleoptera; Brentidae
Gene: Rel
Product: nuclear factor NF-kappa-B p110 subunit
Exons: 16
Coding region: 476-3145 (889 amino acids)
Biological process (GO): innate immune response; response to cytokine; regulation of DNA-templated transcription
Cellular component (GO): cytoplasm
Molecular function (GO): DNA binding; DNA-binding transcription factor activity; protein binding
Source: RefSeq, a predicted model, not a curated record